This is a messenger RNA of Hemicordylus capensis (graceful crag lizard), 5232 nucleotides long. It is a transcript of the gene CD93, whose product is annotated as CD93 molecule. The transcript is spliced from 3 exons. Gene Ontology annotation, cellular component: extracellular matrix; external side of plasma membrane. Bases 719 to 2323 code for a protein of 534 amino acids. NCBI's taxonomy places the organism in Eukaryota, Metazoa, Chordata, Lepidosauria, Squamata, Cordylidae. The record is from RefSeq and is a predicted model, not a curated record. Gene Ontology annotation, molecular function: extracellular matrix protein binding; extracellular matrix binding; calcium ion binding. Gene Ontology annotation, biological process: cell migration.
GAGUCAUCUAUAUAUAUAAUUCUCCUGAGUGUGCCUUGGCAUGUGCGUCCCAGCGCCCAGCUGAUUGGCUGGGCAGUGGAUGCACCUGAUUGGCAGAGGCACACCCAGGAGGAUUGGUUGCCGCGGCGGCAGCAGGCCUGGCUGUGGAGGCCAGAGGUGUUGGCGGGCCGGGGCAGGCCGUGGAGUUCACUGGAGGCCCACAGUAGAAAGCCUUAGAUUGAAGAAAUAACAUGUACAACUUAACAGAGAACUGUUUCUGGUUACUGGUCAAGACUACAGGAAUCCACAUUAGAGUAGAGAAUCCAAUUCCAAAUUGGUACCAGGGAUUAAUUGGCUGCUUGAUUGAUGGAAGACCCUAUUUGGAUCUGUUGGAAUGUCAGUGUUUUUCUAUGUAAAGAAAAGGAGCAGCAUUCCAGCAAGAUUCUCAUACGAAGAGAAAAGAUUAGAUUAAAAAUAGGAAAGCAGGAAGAGGGUAUUAAAAGGAAAGAUAUUCCAAAUAACGAUGGGUUCAACUAAAUUGGAUAAUGAGGGCUGUAUUAGUUACCCACAGUCAUCUUCUCAGGAAACUCUAAUCUCCACUGAAAAAUAAAGAGUCACAACAACACAGGAUGCAUAUGCACCCAAUGGCUGAGGCGAAGGGAUAUGAGAGGCAGCCAAGCUGUGCUCCAUUGUCUUAGCAUAUCCUUUGCAAGACGUAUUUGUGUGGAUUGAGCUUGCGAUGGGGAGAUCUCAGAGUUCACUGCUCCUUCUCUCUGUAAAGAUGAUGUUUCUCUUCAAGAUCUUUUGGCAAGGGCUGAUUCUGGGGCUGGCAGCCCAGCCCAGUGAGGAGGCAGAAGUCCUCUGCUCUGGCUUCAGUUGCUACACGCUCCACUGGGGAAGAUACAGCUGGAUGGAGGCUCAGACGAUGUGCAGAGAUAAUGGGGGCAACCUGAUGACUCUGAAGAGUCAGGAGGAGGCAUUACUUGUCGGGCAACUGCUGGGUAAGAUGCCCAAAUGGGGAGCUGGCACAGAAGUGGAGGUAAGGCUGUGGAUUGGGCUCCAUCGGGAAAGGGGCAAAUGCCAGCAUCAAUAUCUUCCACUGAAGGGCUUCACCUGGGUGACAGGAGGUGAGGACACCGAGUACUCUAAGUGGGGUCAGGAACCUUUGCAAACAUGCACCACUAAGAGGUGUGUGAGCCUUCAAGGGACCCCCUCCUUGUCUCUGGAACUGACCUGGACAGAUGGUCACUGCAGCAAUUCUGCGGGUGGGGAACCUGGCUAUUUGUGCAAGUUCAGCUUCCAAGGGAUGUGCCGCCCACUUGUAUUGGCAGGGCCAGGUGCUGUCAUCUACAAGACCCCCUUUGGCUUAGCCACGGCUUCCCUUGCAGCUGUGCCUCGUGGCUCCAUAGCUGAAGUGACAUGUGGACCUGUGGGGAAAGAGAUGUCCUAUGCCUUCCGCAUGUGCAAGGCAGAACCAAGCAGCCAUGCCUUUGAAUGGAGCAGCUCAGGCCCAUUGUGUGCUUCGCCCAUUCAUGGGUGCAACUACAGCAACGGGGGCUGUGAGCAUGAGUGUCGGGAGCUGAGUGGGGGCUUGUUUGAGUGUGCCUGUCGCUCAGGAUACCAGCUUGGAGGAGACCAGCUUUCCUGCACCCUGGAGGACUACUGCAGCUCCAGUCCAUGUCAGGGGCAGUGUCUGCCACGCCCGGGUGGCUAUGAUUGUCUUUGCUCCCUGGGUUACACGUUGGCUGAUGACAGGUUGAACUGCCUGGAUAUAGAUGAAUGCAUCAAUAGCUCUUCUUGUCUAGAUGGGGAUGAGUGCCAGAAGGAGCCUUGUGAGCAGAUUUGCAUCAACCUCAAAGGCAGUUAUCGGUGCCUUUGUCACUCAGGUUGGACAUUGGCACCCAAUGGCACCUCCUGCCUCCCAGACACCACUGGCAGCACCUCUUCUACAACUACCCAGGGAGAAGGAGAACAGGAGAAUCCAACAAACCAUCCACCUAUUUCAGAGGCACCAGUCCUGCCAUCUGACCCUCCAAUUCAAGCAGAACUAGAAACAGCUUCCGUCCUCCAGGAUGUCAUCCUCCAGCCAGGAGUGCUCAGCAGUUCACAAGAUGCUGAGGAUCAGCCUGGCAAUGACCACAUGGACGACAGCAGCAGCAGCAGCAGUUCCAAACAACUCUUGUAUUACAUCUUGGGUGGUGUUGCAGUUGUUUUGUUACUGAUGGUUUUUGCCCUAAGCUUGGUCACCUACAGGAAAAUGAAUGCCAAGAAAGCCAAGAAAAAAGCAAAGAGUGCUGCUGACAAUUACUCUUGGGUGCCAGAUCAGGGGGAGACCAAGGGGUGAGGCAAUGAGUACAUGUAAUCAACACUAUGUAUUUGCUGUAACAAUGAUGGCAAGCCUGGGGCAGGGAGGAAAGAUAUAAAACAACCGGACAGAGAAAGAAAACAUGUGUACACCGGUUUUUCACAUGGCAUUGGCAAGGGGAAUCACUCUGACUGUGCCAUCUGAAGCUCUGAGGGUGAAGACAGACACAGGAUUUUAAGAUUAAUUGCAGCAGGUCCUCUAUCCACAUUUAGAAAGCCGGGCUUUGCAGCUUGCCCUACAAACAUACUUAAGAGCGACUCAAAUGCUAGAUCAGCCCUUUGCUUGUAUAUCAGGUGGUAUCUUUUAAAAACAAACUGAAGCAGCACAUGCAGACUUAUUUGUGUACAUGCCCAUCUUUCAACUUACAAAAUCAAAAUAUUGUUUAUAAUGUUGCAGAAGCACUCCAAGGUUUGGAGGGAGGUUAUCAUAUAGGUGCUAGCCAGUAGGUACCUCCCACAGCCAAUCCCUAUUUUAUGGAACCACCUGCAAUGACAAAUCAGCAUCCUCAAAUCACCUCUGCUACUCUUAAAAUAGAACAACUGUCUUCACGCUUAUAUUUACAAAAGUUGUGGCCCAUCAACAGAUAUUGGAGUCCUCUUUGAAUGGAAUCAGACAUUUAAAUCCACAUGCUGUAAUUUAACUGACCCGUGAGCUGGCUGUAUUUGCUUAAGUAAAAAUUGGACCAGAACCACAAGUAGAUUAAGAAAUGGUACCUCUUCAUACACAUAUUUACUGUAGUCUGUGCUUUUCUUUUGUCUUGCAUCCUACCUGAAGCAUUUAUAAUAGGCUAAAUUUUUCCUUGGGAAUUUUUCAGCUCACAGUAGGUAUAGUACUUUACAGUGGAAAUGCAUAACCGCCCACAUGUUUCAAUCAGUGUUAAACUGUUUAUGGAUUUUUUAAAAAAAUGCAGGGAUCAUACAAUGGUAAUACAGCAGAGAAAUGAACCAUUUUGAGCUUAGUUGUGGAAGACUUGCACAAUGUUAGAAAAGUUUGUUUUGUAAUUCAGACAUCAUUUUAUAAAGUUUGUAUACUUCAGUAGCAAAUGUGAUUGACCAGUUCCUUCUGCUUGUAUGGUUUUGGAACACCGCCCCCCCCCCCCCGGCAGUGCUAAUUAUUUAAAAAUAAGCUCAUUGUCUUGUGCAAUGAACACUGGGGUGGGGUGUGUGGAAUCAAUUUAUGAGACAAUUUCAUAUUUACAUGUAACUAAAUUUCAAGACCAAUGCUCAGGUUCAGCACAGCGUGCAUACCAACUCUGCAGUGGGGCUGUUGGAUUGUAUCAAAAGUUAUAUACUCUUAUGCAUCAAAGCCUGAUGACACUCAGUCUUCCCCCUUCUAAACCUGGCAGGGAGGGGGAAAGAUUGUGCUUAUUGGAUAUACUCCCCAUUGAACAAAAGAUAUCCUGAGCUCAGUCCUGGGCCAGGCAUAUGACAGUGGAUGAGAUAUGGAGUCCCCUCAUUGCUCAGCCUGUAUAAUUUUGAAGAUCUGGACUGAGUUUUACUGUGAAGGCUUGAUAAAUGGCUGAAUACACUUCUAAGCAUUUUAAAUAUUGCACAGCUGCGAUUCUCAUAUGUCCUCUUCAGCAAUAAUCAUUUACAAAGUCAACAGGAACGAGUCCCACCUGCUGCACUGGUAUGCAGUGUAGCCCUGUCCGCUGCUGCUUAUGAGUACAGCAUUUGACAAGCACUUUUCCUGGGAUGAAAACCUCCCUCUCUGGUGGGAGGUGGUCUUGAUCAUGAGUGGAUCCACUGGUGGUCCUGAUCAUGGGCAGGAUCUUUCCCCAGAUGCAGCAUUUGCCUUUGACGACCAGCACUGUACUUGAGGAUGUGGGGGAGGGAAUGAGCUAUGGAUGGAGUGUAACAUAACACUCCUGUUAUGGGCAUGUCAUCUGAGUACACAGCUACAUAAUGCCUGAAGCAUGUGUGCACGUGCAUGUGCGUGUUUGUUUCUGUAAGCUUUUCAACCUAAACUUUCAGCACAUCUCAUAAUGUUUGGCUACAAAAAUACUUUUGAUUUCCUGGUCUGAGGUACUCUAAGCCACAGGUUUACACGUAGAGAUAUGCUUGCUGAGGUGAUAUUAAUCUUGAGUUCCAUAGAUAAGGAUGAGGCAUGUGAUCUAAAAGUUGGUGUAUUAUAUGCCUACACAUUGGAAUGAGGAAAUGUACUGUGAACAUCCCCACAAUGAUCCUAAAAAGAAAAAGAAAAAACCUUAUGGAAACAACUUUAUUAUACAAAUAGGUGCAUUUGAUACUGGCAGUUUUGGUACCAUGUUGGCAGCUGCCUUUCCUCCUAGCAAAGUUUUUCUCUAAAUGAUUUGAUUGCUAAAAUGUGUUUAUCCAAGUAUUUGUUAAUAUAAUGGACUUGUUUUUACCAUGAGAUGGUCACUGCCUUUGUUUUUUCAAGACUAUUAUAUGCAGUGGGCAGGAGCCUGCCCAAAGUCAAGCACUUAAAGUCUCAUUGGUUUAAAUGGGGUGGGGGUAGACACAUGCUUAACUCACAUCAAUAUGGAUUGGGCUGGACUGUGGCAAUGUGGUAUUGAAUGCUAAAGAUGUUUUCAGCGCAACUGGUCAUGGCUCACCAGCAGCUACUUCCUGUGCCUUAGAAUGCGAGGGGAAGCUUUUUCCUGCUGUUUUUCUUCUUAGGCUGGUCUAUUGUUAAAAUCAAGAAAGCCGGAAGGAAAAUAUAGUGCUCUAGCAGCCUAAUGUUUUUCACGGUCUUCCUUGCCUGCUUUUUAGAUGAUUUUUGAGGGGUGGGGGGGAAUGACCAAACCAAUAUCUGUGUUUUUGGGAAAUGGCAGAACACUAAUGCAAUCAUUCAAGUACUGUAUAGCUUAAAUCCAGAUGUUUUAAACAUGUCACUGUAACAUGCAAAUAAAAGUAAAUGACAUUUAA